Messenger RNA from Chlorella variabilis, 1060 nucleotides. RefSeq lists its product as hypothetical. Lineage: Eukaryota; Viridiplantae; Chlorophyta; Trebouxiophyceae; Chlorellales; Chlorellaceae. The annotation marks the transcript as partial. Gene Ontology annotation, cellular component: nucleus. The transcript has 9 exons. The record is from RefSeq and is a predicted model, not a curated record. Gene Ontology annotation, biological process: mRNA splicing, via spliceosome.
AUGGCCUGCCGCAUGGGCGCGGCUGCUGGGGAGGGGGUGGGGGAAGCUGAGCGGGGCGACCUCCGCGGGGUAUCCUACGAGGACUCCAAGUACCUGGGCGGUGACGUGGCGCACACGCACCUGGUGAAGGGCCUGGACUUUGCGCUGCUGCAAAAGGUGCGGGCGGAGCAGGAGGCGGGGAAGAAAGGAGGCGGCGCCGGGUCUGACGGCGAGGGCGAGGCACCAGUGCUGGCCAAGCGCGUGCCGCUGGGGGAGCCAGAGGCCCCCGCUACCUUCGCCACGCCGCUGGGCCGCGCCGUGCACGCUUUCUUCUUCGACCCCAGCCAGCGCGGCGCGGGCAUGCCCGUGGCGGAGCUCUUCCUCCCCAGGCGUACCGCCUUUGUGUACGAGCUGGAGGAGGCGGGCGCCCCCGACAUCCCAACCACCCUGCGCCGCUCGAGGGAGGACUGCCCCAAGGCGCGCCGCCGCGGCCCGCCUCUAUGCGCCGUGCCGUUGCGCGGGGGGCCCGUUCCGCCACACUCACCGCACCGCCGCCCCGCCGCCCUCCGGGACCGUCCACAGGUGCGGGAGAUGGCUCUGGGCGGCCUGGAUGGCGGCGUGCUGGAGCGGAUUGCCAAGAUCAUGAGCUACAUGAGCGUGCAGGGCGGCGGCAAGAAGAAGCUCAAGCGUCGGGACCGGGAGGCCUUGUUCCAGCGGCACGGCAUCGCUCUGCAGGGGGCGGUGAGGCACCCACCUGCCCCCCCUGGCGGCGCCGCCGCCCAGCCGGGCGCGGGCGCAGGUGCGGCCGCAGAGGCAGGCGCAGAGGCGGGGCUGGGGCCGGAGGAGGGCCCGCAGCGGCCGCCAGCGGCGGCGGCGGCAGCGGGCGAGGAUGACGACGACAUCUUUGGAGACGCUGGCACGGACUACCAGCCCACAGUCAAGGACAAGGCCCGAGCGGCGGCGGCGGCGGCGGCGGCGGAGCAGCAGCAGCAACAGCAGGGGCAGGCGCGGCGUGGCGGCUACUUUGGCGCCGGCGCCGAGGCGGAGCUUCAUGCAGACCUGCCGCCGCUGCCUGCAGAGG